Serpula lacrymans var. lacrymans S7.9 is the source of this 603-nucleotide messenger RNA. RefSeq lists its product as uncharacterized. Gene Ontology annotation, biological process: transmembrane transport. Gene Ontology annotation, cellular component: Golgi membrane; endoplasmic reticulum membrane. NCBI's taxonomy places the organism in Eukaryota, Fungi, Basidiomycota, Agaricomycetes, Boletales, Serpulaceae. The annotation marks the transcript as partial. The record is from RefSeq and is a predicted model, not a curated record. Gene Ontology annotation, molecular function: UDP-N-acetylglucosamine transmembrane transporter activity. The transcript has 4 exons.
CAGUGCCAGCAAGACAAUUACCCUAAAACUGAUUUAGAUAUCUCGACGCAGCUCUCGCAAUACACCCACCCGAACCCAUGCAAUCCGGUCUUUCGUCCUCAGACUGGUUCACUACCCUGUCUUUCGUUUUUGGCGGUUGCUGCAGCAAUGCCAUCACCUUGGAACAACUCACUUCUGAAUACCCCCGGUCUGGAGUACUCAUAACAUUUCUUCAGUUCUUGUUGAUUUCCGUCCAUGGCCUACCCAAUCAUAUCACUUUCUCCAAUCCACGAGCCAUCCAAGGGAGAGCGGUCAACGGGAAAGCAUCUAAGAGGGACCACUCACAAAAUAUGUCUCUGUGGAACAGGCUCCCUCGUCUAAGGCCACGUAGAGUUCCGUUACUAGUCUACGUCGCACAAGUCGUCCUAUUUUAUACGAUAUCUACCCUGAACAACGCGGCUUUUGCAUAUCACAUUCCCAUGACAGUCCACAUCAUAUUUCGCAGCGGUGGGUUGAUCGUAAACCUGGCUCUUGGGUGGCUUGUAGCAAAGAAGAAAUAUAGCUAUUCCCAAAUCAUAUCAGUCUGUAUGGUAACUAUCGGCUCUGCUUCUCAGCCAGAUUCUC